Miscanthus lutarioriparius is the source of this 360-nucleotide messenger RNA. The record is from the annotation of a GenBank genome assembly. NCBI's taxonomy places the organism in Eukaryota, Viridiplantae, Streptophyta, Magnoliopsida, Poales, Poaceae.
GCAGAUAAAGUUACUAUCGUGUACCCAAUGAGAUUCCAGGACUCCAAUGAUAUUGUUUUAACAACUUCCUUCCUGCAGGAAUUUGUGGAGGCAAGACGAACGGCUGCACUUAAUAAUGUUCCUUCUUGUAUGUGGUCUCCGGCACCACCUCUUGAGUUAAAAGGAGUAUCUGCUGAUGCACUGAAUGCAAAUGCUGGCUUUGUUACUUUCGUUGUUUACCCUCGGCAUGUUGAGGGUAAAAAGCUAGAUAGAACAGUUUGGAAUUUGUUGACAUUUCAUGCUUAUGUAAGCUAUCAUGUAAAGUGUUCUGAAGGAUUCAUGCAUACCAGGAUGAGACGCUGGGUUGAGUCACUGAUCCAG